Molecule: messenger RNA, 2461 nt
Organism: Selaginella moellendorffii
Lineage: Eukaryota; Viridiplantae; Streptophyta; Lycopodiopsida; Selaginellales; Selaginellaceae
Product: pentatricopeptide repeat-containing protein At2g33680-like
Exons: 2
Coding region: 126-2360 (744 amino acids)
Biological process (GO): RNA modification
Molecular function (GO): protein binding; RNA binding
Source: RefSeq, a predicted model, not a curated record
GACAAUGCAUUUGCAGCAGCCAAAAUCGGGGCUCCAGGGAUUUGGAAAGAGGUCGGAUCCUCCACUCCGAUGCCGCCAUCGCCGGGGACGACUCCAUUCCAUUCGUGGCCAACACGCUCAUCAGCAUGUACUCCAAGUGUGGCGCCAUGGCCGAGGCUCGCGCCGUCUUCGACAAGAUGCCCCACCGCGGUAUCGUCUCCUGGACGGCUUUGAUGCUGGGCUACACGGACAGUGGCUAUGGCGACACGGCCCUGGAGCUCUUUGAGGAAAUGCAGGCCCACGGCUGCCAGCCCAACGCUCGAGCUCUCGUCGCGGCGCUCAAGGCUUGCUCCAGCGUCGCUGCCAAGGAGGAGGCCCAACGCGUCCAUGGAAAGCUCGUGAAACCGAGCUCGCUCCACAGAGGUAUGGCGCUUCACUCGAAAGCUUCCGAGUGUGGGUGUGAUACUGAUGGUUUCGUGACUAGCAGCUUGAUCGCCAUGUAUAUCAAGUGUGGGAGCCUGGAGGAAUCGCGCAGGGUUUUCGAGGGGAUCAAGCACCCGGACAAGGUCUCUUGGACGUCGCUCAUGGCCGGGUAUGUCGAGAACAAGCAGGAGGAGAUGGCUUUGGAUUUGCUUGCACGGAUGGAAGCUCGAGACAUGGAAGCCGACGCUGUGACUUUCGUGACUGCGUUAAACGCUUGCGGCAGCUUGGCAGCCAGGGAGGAGAGAACUCUAGCCGGAGAUGGGAGCUUUGUGAGAUGGAGAGCUCUGGAAAGAGGCAGGGACGUGCAUGCUCGAGCUGCGACUUUUGGAUUCGACUGUGACGUCCGGGUGAGGAACAGUCUGAUCGACAUGUAUGGAAAGUGUGGAAGCAUGGUGGAUUCCAGGAGGGUCUUUGAUGGGAUGCCGUGCCAUAGCUUGGCUUCUUGGACUUCUUUGAUGCUCGGGUAUACAGACAGUGGACAGGGAGAGCUAGCUUUGGCACUGUUCGACCAGAUGGGAAACUUCCAGCCAGACAAGCUUGUCUUCGUCGCCGCUCUCAAGGCCUUGACGAGCGUAGCCGUGAGAGAACAGGCCCGGGAAGCGGAUGGAAAGCUCAUGAAGAUCUCUUCUUUGGAGAAAGCAAGAGUGAUCCAUUCGCAAGCGUCGAGCCUUUGCUACGACUCGGACUUGUUCGUGGCCAGCCGCCUGGUAGACGUGUACGCCAAGUGUGGGAGCUUGGAAGAAGCUCGCCAAGUUUUUGACAGUGCUCCUCGUCGAGAUGUUGUGCUGUGGACGUCCCUCAUCCUUGGCUACACUGAGAAAGGCCUGGAAGAAACCAGCCUAAGUCUCUUUUUUCGGAUGCAAGACGAAGGAUGCAGUGCCGAUACACCCAGUUUUCUCGCUGCUCUCGCCGCCUGUGCCAGUCUUGCGAUGAAAGAAGCUGGCCGAAAGAUCGAUGGGAAGCUAGUCAAGCUUCAAAGUCUUGAAAACACGAUGCUGGUGCACUCUCGAGCACUGGAAGCCCGGCUUGACACCGAAACCUUCCUGGCCAACACGCUGGUGGACGUCUACGCAAAGUGUGGGAGUGUUUUGGAUGAUGCUCGCUUGGUUUUCGACACCAUGCCUUGCCACAACGUCGUCUCCUGGACAGCACUCCUCCUCGGCUAUGCGGAAAACGGGGAGUUCUCUCUCGCUCUGGAGCUCUUCUCGGUGAUGAGAUUGGAGAUGAGAGAGUGGGAGCCUGGAGCACAGACCUUCGUCGCCGCUCUCAAGUCGUGUGGAAGCCUGGCAGCUCUAGCUCCAAUCCAUGGCGAUAUAUGCCGGUGUGGAAUGGAGAACAACGGUAUCCUUGCAAACUCACUCAUGGACGUGUAUGGGAAAUGUGGAAGCAUGCUCCACACCCUCCAGAUCUUCGAGUCACUGGCAAGCAAAGAUGUGGUCGCCUGCAACACGAUCAUUGCAGGUUCCAGUCGCCAGGGAGACACCGACGACGUCUUCCAUCUCUUUGCAAGCAUGCUAGACGAGGGCUGCAAGCCCGACGCCAUCACCUUCGUUUGCCUUCUCACGGCUUGCAGCCAUGCAGGUCUUGUGGCCAGAGGCAAGCUCUACUUCGAGAGGAUGACCCGAGAGUUUGGCCUGGCUCCAGGCAUCGACCACUAUACUUGUUUGAUCGAUCUUCUCAGCCGGGCCAACGAGUUAGAUGCGGCAAUCCAGAUUCUCAGGAUCAUGCCUGUGAGAGCAAGCCCAGCAGCGUGGAAGUCUCUCAUGAGCUCGUGUAGAAAGUGGGGAAGCAGUGGUGUGGGAAAGCUUGCAUUUGAGGCACUGGUGGAGAUGGGCGAUGGUGGCGAUGCCUCUGCCUACUCAUUGAUGGCUAACAUUUACCAAGGCUCCACAGGUUGAUACCAAGGUCUUUUUGGAUUAAAGAGAAUUUGUAUGUAUGUAUGUAUUUGUAACUGAAUCUGGUCUAUUCCUUCUUAAUUAAUACAUUUAUUCUUAUAUCC